Molecule: messenger RNA, 1677 nt
Organism: Tremella mesenterica DSM 1558
Lineage: Eukaryota; Fungi; Basidiomycota; Tremellomycetes; Tremellales; Tremellaceae
Exons: 4
Coding region: 1-1677 (558 amino acids)
Source: RefSeq, a predicted model, not a curated record
AUGAAUCUCUCAGGAGAGUCGGCGCCAUCCACUUUGUCCCAACUGCGAGAGAGUGUCUGUGCUCCACCAUCUGCGGAUGCACAAGAGAGGCAGAGGGAGGCUUUAGAGUCAUGUGAGAUGUACAAAGUCUGGUUUGCUUCUGAGUAUAAUCCUUUCAGUCUGGGUGUCUCAGGUGAAGAGAUGUCACGGUAUGUCAGCCUCUGGAAACAACAGAUCGAAGGGGGAGACACCUUGGGAGACAAUGACUUACGUUGCAGCAUCGAGCUACUGCUUCGCUCAACCAUCUUUCAGCUCGAUACAGUCCUGUCCAAAUCGGAGCUCGCCCGGAAACGCAAACAUCUAGCAAGAUGUGCAGCAAGUUUCAUUCCGCAAGAAAGCAGACCUGCAGAAGGCGCGCAGCACUUUUAUCAGAGACAUAUGUCAUUGUUUGAGACACUAAUCAUGGACCAGGAGAUGUCUCUGGAUUCAACCCUGACAGCCUUGUCACAGCAGUGCACUGAAUUUCCUCGGGUCACCCUUACCCGGGCAGCCCGGAAGGCUCGUACAAACGCGGCAACAGUGACUACAGCAAGUGGGUCUUCAGUUUCCCAACCCCUCCUCUCAAGGCCUGUCCAUAGACGCCCUGUGGCCAGUUCUUCCAGGGUGGAUCCCUCCAGACAUCAGAGCUCCCUGAGAGGAAACCAAGCUCACUCCCUCCCUGCUCACUCCAUACAACCACCAUUGUAUCCUCCAUUUGUAGUUCCCUUUGCAUCAGCCUCAGCCACGUCCCCGGAGGCUUUAAGGUCUGUUGGCCCAAUCUUCUCCACGUCUUCAGCUCACCGAGAUGUUUCGUUGAGGAGCACCACUUUUGGUAUGCCAAGUCUUGGAGGGGAAGGCCUACCUAGUGGUUUUACAGACAGUUUACCGGACUCACAGCAACCAUACAUGUCUGCACUUUUUGGACAAGGCCCCCAGGAUGCUGACAAGCUUUCUGUACUGUUACCCACUCUUCCAGACUGGAUUCAGAGCCUCUUCAACAAUAAAUCCCUACUGACUAUGGGCCUCAUUGCUGCAAAUAUAGAAGCUUGUGUCCUUCAUCCUGACUGUAGGCCAUUUCACAAAUACAACCGCUCAGAGACUCCUGAAGAGAUGCACCAAGACGCUAUGACAGGCAUCAAACUCAUUGAGAAGUGGCUUGAAAUGUUUCCUGAUGACUUUGAGAGAUUGGGGCUACCCAAACAACAAGUGGAGACUUUAUUAAACACUGGGAUGGCACAGCUCCUACAUCACAUAUACCCCCCAGAUCAUGUAAAGAAUGACAAUGCAGAGACACUUAUCCGGAUAUGUGCAUGGCAAGAGUGGCCUAUUAAAGGUGCAGGGGUCACAGAACGUACAAAGAGGCUGGCUAAUCUUUGGAAUACAAUAGAGCAAGGGCCACUCCAGUCACAAAGCAUGAAAGGGAGGCAGGGGGUGCCAAGUCAGUCUUUGGGGUAUGCAGGAACAAACCAAGCUGGACAAAUCAGCAGACUUAAGGCUAUGCAGGUGUUCCAACUGACCACAAGCACUUUAUAUGCACUCACAACAAAGGAUUCCACUCAUUUAAAUGAGGAACUUCACUAUAGAGUGGCUGCUUGCUUAGCUCUCUGGCCCUUUUUGACCAUACAUUCUUGGGAACCCUUUGAUUCCCAGUUGAAUUAA